AUGUCUGGCAUCUGGUGCGGCAGAGGCGACAAUGCGCGCAAGUUCGCGAAGAGGCCGGCUGUGAUCUGCUACAACAGCCCGGAGGCAGCGCGAGUGAACAAGCAGCUGUACGACUCGCUGCGACACGAGGCGCUGCUGGGCGAGAUGGUGCAGGACCUCACGGUGCCCAAGAGGUCUGCCAGGACCUGGACCGUGCGUCGAGGCGAGCUGUGCAGGAUCUCUGUGGUGGAGGGCUCCCAGGUUGGAGAUGCCAACUUCUGGAAUCUGCACAACCCAAAAGAAAGAUUUUACUCAGGUAAAACACGCCAGCUUCAUUCCACUCACCUCACCACCUACGACAGACUCUGGAGCAACCUGCCGUACUUGCGGCCCAUGGCUACCGUGGUUGCCGACUCCAUCCAGUACGGCAUCGACGAGGAUGGCGCCAGUUUGCACGAUGUGGUCGGUACGCGCUGUGACGACUACACCAAGCUGAUCACCGGCAAGGACCGGGCCAUGUCCUGCCACACCUACCUGACCAGAGCCGCCGAGCUGGCGGGGCUGACCGAGGACCAUGUGCACGACGUCUGGUAAAUUAAAAUGUGUGGUGGUUUUCUCCGUGACACAAACCAGUACUUCGCUAAGGCAACCCCGGCCCAAAAAGGAGAUUACAUAGAAUUCAUUGCUGAAAUUGAUUUACUAGCGGCAAUUUCUGCAUGCCCACAUGGUGAUGUGUCGUUAGUUGUGGGGCAAGAAGUGCCAGAGAGCUUGUGCCAUCCGCUGGGAGUGCAAGUGUUCCAGGCUACCAACCCGACUGUGAAGUUACCAUGA
This is a messenger RNA of Bacillus rossius redtenbacheri, 810 nucleotides long. RefSeq lists its product as uncharacterized. The record is from RefSeq and is a predicted model, not a curated record. Lineage: Eukaryota; Metazoa; Arthropoda; Insecta; Phasmatodea; Bacillidae.